This is a messenger RNA of Cygnus atratus (black swan), 2861 nucleotides long. RefSeq names its product DEAH-box helicase 40 (gene DHX40). The transcript has 17 exons. The record is from RefSeq and is a predicted model, not a curated record. The coding region runs from base 77 to 2278 and encodes 733 amino acids. Gene Ontology annotation, cellular component: intracellular anatomical structure. NCBI's taxonomy places the organism in Eukaryota, Metazoa, Chordata, Aves, Anseriformes, Anatidae. Gene Ontology annotation, molecular function: RNA binding; ATP binding.
GGUGACGUCAGCUGGAGGGGGCGGGGCUUGCGUGAGGGGAGGUGGGGAGGGGGCGGGCGGGGGUCCCCCCGUCGCCAUGGAGGGCGGCCGCCUGCCCAUCCGCCGCUACCGGCGGGCGCUGGUGGAGGCGGUGAGCCGGCAGCCCUUCCUCAUCGUCACCGGCGAGACGGGCAGCGGCAAGAGCACGCAGCUGCCCCGGUACCUCUUCGAGGCAGGCCUGGCCGAGCACGGGGCCAUCGGUGUCACCCAGCCCCGGCGCGUUGCCACCGUGUCGGUGGCGCAGCGGGUGGCCGAGGAGCUGGGCUGUGCACUGGGCACCGUCGUGGGCUACCAGGUGCGCUUCGACGACUGCUCCUCACAGGAUACUGCCAUCAAGUACAUGACGGAUGGCUGCUUGUUGAGGCAUAUAUUGGCUGACCCCCUUCUCAGCAAGUACAGCAUCAUCAUUCUGGAUGAAGCUCACGAGCGGAGCCUUAGCACUGAUAUUUUAUUUGGUUUGCUGAAGAAACUAUUUCUACAGAAGAAACCAUCGGGCAGGAAGACAGACAUGAAAGUGGUGGUGAUGUCCGCCACCCUGGAGGUAGACAAGCUCUCAGAGUUCUUUGGACACUGCUCAGUGCUGCACAUUCCAGGAAGAAGUUACCCAGUAAAGGAGAUAUUCUGCAACCUGCUCAGCCCACGGGACACAGGAAGCUCUGCAUAUGUUACAGAGGCUGUGAAAGUGACAUUGGAUAUCCACUUAAAUGAACCAGAAGGCGACAUCUUGGUUUUCCUGACAGGUCAAAAUGAGAUAGAAAAAGCUUGCGACCUCCUUUUCAAGAAAGCAGAGUCUAUUGAUUACCGGUAUGAAGUACACGAUCGAUCCAUUGAAGGCCUGCUUAUCUUACCAUUAUAUGGGUCGAUGUCAACAGAUCAACAGAAAAGAAUAUUUUUGCCAGCUCCCACAGGCAUUAGAAAAUGUGUGGUAUCCACAAACAUUGCUGCAACAUCUCUGACAAUUGAAGGAGUCAGGUACGUAGUAGACAGUGGAUUUGUGAAGCAGUUGAAUCAUAACCCGCGAGUUGGCUUGGACAUACUGGAGGUGGUUCCCAUUUCAAAGAGUGAAGCAAUGCAGCGAGCUGGCCGAGCUGGCAGGACAUCAUCUGGAAAAAGCUACCGGCUAUACAGCAAAGAGUUCUGGGAGCAGUGUAUGCCUGACCACACGGUCCCAGAGAUCAAGAGAACCAGUCUGACAUCUGUGAUCCUGACCUUGAAGUGCCUUUCUGUGCAUGAUGUCAUAAGAUUUCCUUAUUUGGACCGUCCUGAAGAGAGGCAUAUUUUAGAAGCUCUCAAGCAACUUUACCAGUGUGAUGCUAUUGACAGGAGAGGCCACGUGACAAGACUGGGUGAAUUCCUGGUGCAGUUUCCUCUCCCUCCUAACCUGACCUGUGCUGUCAUAAAAGCCGCUUCUCUUGACUGUGAAGAUAUGCUGCUUCCCAUAGCAGCCAUGUUGUCUGUGGAAAAUGUUUUCAUUCGUCCAGGUGAUCCUCAGAAGCAAAAGGAGGCAGAACUUCAACACCAGGAACUUUCCUCACAAGUGGGAGGUUGCAAUGACUUUGCAACCCUCUUAAAUAUUUUUGAACAGUGCAAAACAAGCAAGUCUCCUUCGGCGUGGUGCCAGAAAUACUGGAUCCAUUGGAGAGCUGUAAAAUCUGCUUUUAGUGUGGAAAAACAACUUCGGGAAAUAGUCAGUAAACUGAAACAGCUGCCUGACUUCCCUAAAGAGACGUUUGAAGGCUCUAGAACAGAAAUACUAAGGAGAUGUCUGUGUGCGGGAUACUUUAUUAAUGUAGCUAGGAGAUCUGCAGCCAGGACCUUCUGCACGAUGGACGGACACGGCAGCAUAGUCUAUAUCCAUCCUUCAUCUACACUUUAUAACCAGGAGACUCGACUUGAGUGGAUCAUCUUCCAUGAUGUCACAGUGACAUCCAAAAUCUAUGUCCGGACGGUGUGUCCUGUUCGCUAUGAGUGGGUCAAAGACUUGUUACCUAGAUUGCAUCAAAUUGAUGCAUAUGAACUGAGCAGUGUGGCACGGGAAGAAGUAACAGAAGAGGAAAUAACCAAGUGGAAACACAAGGAGGACCUUAAAAGGCAUUGUGAAGGAGUCAAAGACAACCCUGCAAAGAAGCUGGAGAAAAGGAAUGAUGAUAAAUCAAUACAGGAUGCCCGAGCUCGCUAUCUUGAGAGAAAGCAGCAAAGAAUACAGGGUUUAAGUGGCCCGUUGAAUGAAAUGGGCUAAUGCUCAUGGCUGGUCUGCUCCCAGGAAUAGGAAAGGCAGUGUGGUACAGUUGUUCUGGGUAUGUUUGCGUAAUGCGGGAUGACUGACUAGGAUGAGGGAGAACUUCUGCUUUGUGGUAUGUUUGGCUGCCGAGGCAUACAGAUGUGAUCCUCACUGCUGCAUUCCACAAGGAAAAGUUACCAAAAUGAAUUUUGUUGCCACGUGUCACAGGCAAUAAUUUCGUGGCUUCAACUGUGGGUGAAGACAUGAUACCUAGUGUGGUGCCAAUUCUGUGGCAUUCAGUUGACUUAGAAAGGGCUCAGUGCCUUCAUUAAUAAAAUUUUCUUACAGCUUUUUUUUUUAAAGGAGCAGAACUGUCCCUUUUUAUUCAUUUUACUUUGUAUGGCUAUAGCUAUACAAUCUUAAUGCUUAUCUGAUGUUCAGGAAAAUGUGUAAAGAGUGCUCUUUUAACGAUGGAGCCAUCUUGAUCUAAAUUCAAAAGGACGUUUGCCACGUGCGUUCUGUUACAGACGUUGUUCCUACUGUGUAUUGUGCUGUACCAUGUACGGUGAUGGCUCUGAGUAAAGAUGUCUUUGUAUGCAAA